Molecule: messenger RNA, 833 nt
Organism: Somion occarium
Lineage: Eukaryota; Fungi; Basidiomycota; Agaricomycetes; Polyporales; Cerrenaceae
Source: the annotation of a GenBank genome assembly
GACUUCUGCUUUCUCUGAUCAGUCUCGCCCCUCUGCUUGCUUCGCUGAGCGAGGUCCCAUGUAUUGCUUCGUUGCCUCCACUUUUCUCUCUCAAUCUCGCUUUCCUCGCUAUCCUCGGAAAUUGACGUUAUUGACUCAUUUGUCAUCCCCAACCACAGACUUCGAAAAAGGAACAGAUCGUGGAAUCCCCGAAUGUGGAGAGGAAGAGACCUUCGGAGUUGCUAUAGUAGACGGCAAGAACUUGCCACUGCAUUUGUCUCUGCCAACCGUGGCGAAUAUCCCAAGUUGGGAGAUCUCGAUUUCAUCGUCUAUGUAACCGACCACGUGAGCAUCAACUACUGGCAGCGAUCAUCGGGAACAUACUGGUUGGAUUGGAUACUGUGGCGAUGGACUGGUGGCUCAAUUGUUAUGCGCGGAGAUGGGCGCGGACUUGAAGGAGCAGUUGGUCGUAGGGCAGAUUUGCCCUGUGACGUUGGAGCGGCGCUAACGUUUAGCAAAUUUGGCAGCGGACCAUGUGAUGGAGACAAAACCGAAGUAUUUUCGUAUGCGCCAUAUCGAAUACUUGGUGAAGCCGCUCGGGUGGCUGGGCAGGAUGCGUCAUUCUGUCGAUAGUAUGCUUUAACGAGGGCAGCAGUUGCGUCUCCAAUAGCGGUAUGGCGCGAGAUAAUGACCGCGAUAUGGAGUUUGAACGCUUGCGUUCCGCUGGCGGUUCUUGUCCACGGCGACUUGUAUCCCCAUGCGCAGUGGACCGUUCUGCACGAGAAUCAUCCGGAUAACUUCGGGUAGGGUAGGAUAUAGAGAUAGCAGGCGACGAAUACAUUUGCUGACCUGCA